AUGUCCAAGCCUGAGCUUUUGGAUGUUGGCAGCUGUUUGAGUAGUACAGGGCUUGAAGAUCGCGACACGCUGGAUCGUAUCUUUUCAAGCUCCCCCGAUUCCCCAUCAUCUAAUUCAUCACCUCAGCCCACCAGCCCACAUACUGUUGCAGCUGCAGCCUGGGCUAGGAGCGCGGUCGUCACAUCUCCAGCACAAGGGCCCCAAUUGACAACAUCCCCACAGCGGAAGGAAGCAAACGACUCGACGUCGCUGUCUCAACUCCAUCAUCGGCUGCGCCCGUUAGCUGCGCCGCCCCAAGAAGCAACCACCAACAAGACUGCAGCGGCCGGCAGCGUCAUUGUUAAACAAGACCGAUUUGACACCAAAGGCCAUGCGACAGCGCCUGGCAGGUCUUUUUCGUCCGAAUUAGUGUCGCCGCCGUCGUCGUCGAAUUCCAGAUCUACCACUAUUUCUUCUCCAGAUCUCCGACUGUCACCGCACGAGCAUUCUGCAACACUAAAUUGCGACGGAAACGACCCGAACGCAACCCGCCCAAAGCUUAAACCCAAAUCGCACAACUUAGACGACGUCGCCGUGGUCCCUGCGCCCAACACAGGAAAUAACAAACCAGGCCCUGAGCCGUUGUCGCCUGACACCAAAGGCGCUAGGCCAGAGCCUUUGGGCGACGCCGCCGGGAAUAACGUCCUUACAUUGGAGGGGGCCGCAACCGUGGCACCCAACGGCCACGACAGGCACGAGGAGGAGCCGGAGCGGAGCGUGGGUGAUGAUCAAGAGGCAACCACUGACUUUGCCGACGCGACCUGGGACGUGGACGGAGACGACCACUUCACGCUCGUUACACCUCAAUCUAUAGAGCUUACACCAGCAAAGGGCCAAGUGCGCAUUGUCACGCCCCGGCGCGGGUCGGCCAACAAUAUGAUUUUCGGCCAGAAGCAACAGGGUCAGCAAGACCAGCAGCAUCAGCAGCAGGCUCAGCACCAGCAAUAUUUUCUACCGCAGCAAAAUCAGCAACAGCAACAACAACAACAAAACCCUCAGCAAUAUGGCCAACCACAGCAGUUUCUCCCUCAGGGGCAGGGCCAAUUUGUCCAACUUACACCCCAACAACAGCAGAUGCUUCAGCAGCAAUUUCUUCAGCAACAAUACCAGCUCCAGCAACUGCAAAUGCAACAGAUGCAGCAACAACAACAGCAGCAGCAGCAGCAGCAGCCACAGCAAUCACAGCAGCAGCUGCAAAACCAGAAUCAAUACCAAAAUCAACAGUUUCAACUCCAACCGCAACAAGCGUAUCAGGAAGAGUCCCCUGAAAAUGUCGGCCGCCAAUCGUCAUUUGUUGGGUUGCCCCUGAUUCGUCGCACUUCCACAUUCAGCAAGUCGCUCAGUAAAUCAUCCGAUGAUUUCAAGGGUAUUGCUGGAGUCAGCCCCGACCCCGGUCCCGGUCCCGGCGCACGGCCGGAACAGGAGCUCUUCUCGCAGAUACCCAUCCCGCCGAUUCCUCAGGACCCUGAGCCCGGUACAAGCACACAACUUAGUUACACACAGACGCCCAUCCACAUGAGCAAGCCUGUUUUCCCCUUCACACCUGUCGCUCCUGCUGGUAACUUUGAGGUCAAGUCACCCGUCGGCCAACCAGGGCGAUAUGUAGAGCAUGGCUGGCAGGUCGACAGCCCUGUUGAAACAAAGGCGCCGCCCGGCAAGUCUUUUGGCGGGCUUUUACAGCGGCAACAGCAAACCAAAGCUCAGCCGCCCGCUCCCCAACCCCAAACUCGAAAGGCUCCGGUCGAGACUGUGAGUGCCGGCGAUUACAAUGCAAGUAAGAAUACCUCUCCUCCAGUGCGAAACCAGACGGGAUUUAGCCCACCGAUUCCCACCGGCAAUGGGAAGCACUUGCACACGCCUCCCACAGGGGGGCCCGGGUGGACGCUGCAGGAAACAAAGCCGAUGGAGCCACUGCGAGCCGUGCGCCCACGUCAAUCCCAACUCAACAUGGGCGACCAGUAUGCACUGGACAAGGAGACAGGCGCAUCGAGCAGAGUAUCUUCUUCGCCGCCAAGCUCUCCAGAAUAUCGUCGUGACGACGAAAAGGAUUCCCCAGCUGGCUCCAUGAGCACGCCAGGAAGAAAAGCAAACAAGACCCAGGCUGGCCACCCAGCCACGGGACUUGGUGUUAGCCAGCAGCAGCAGCAGCAGCAGCAGCAGCAGCAGCAGCGUUUCGAUGAUAUGUCUCCCCUUGAGCCCCCUAAGCCGAUAUUCGACCCCAACGGCAUUACGCGGACGCAGACAAAUGAGUCGGUGGAGUCAAACGGGAGCUUAUUGGGAAAGCUUCGAAGCAGAUUCAACCAUGAAAAGGCAAUAACGAUGUCGGCCAAUGCGGCGCCUGGCAAUGCCCCCUCCGGAGGACGGCUGAGCGUAGACCAGAACAGGAGGAAUACGGACAACGUGUCCCUUGCUCCUAGCUAUGAUGGAACAACCGGUAAAAAGAAGAACCGUGGCUCCUGGCUGGGCUUGCGGGGCGACAAGAAAGCUGGAGAGAACGCCGAGAGCACCGGAGCUGAUGGAGAAGCUUCGGGGGAGCAGCCCGUGUCCUCACCCGUUAAGUCAACAACAUUUGGGCGCAAUGGCAACGGCCCGCAGUCGGCACAAGCACCACAGACGGGCCCACAGCAGUCUGGAGGGCCAACUGCUACCGCUCCUGGGAGGCCAUCGAUGUCAGAUGCACGUCCCAAUGGAAUGGCAGCGGCAGCUUCCCAGGGAGGUCCUACACAGCCGGGCCAGAAGCAAAGCCUAUCGAACAAACUCUCUGGUCUCCUCAAUAAUAUUACGGAUUCCAAGCCAACAAGGCAGCCACAGCAACAGCCUCCUAGCUCAUCGCAUGGCCUUAAUCCAGUCAUGGAGGAACAACCCGGGAACCAGAACCCAUUUGGACAAGGCUUGCGUCCUGUGACUGCCGGUGCCCCACUGAGCAGUGGUCAACAGCAGCCAAACAUGACGGGUCUCAACCCGGGACAGCCCGGUCAGCCACAGUCGGGGGCAGCUGCUCAGACUGGAAUUUCUAAGCAAGAGUCUGCGAAGCCUGGCCAGCAACCAGGCGCCCAGCCCCGUAUUGGUCUCAGUGCACAUCCCGCGCUUAUUGGAACACAGGGACCUACAACUAGACAACGCAGCGACACUGCGAACUCGAGACCUUUCACAUCUGCAUCCAACAUGCCCGCACAGCAGUCAUCGGAUGCUGAGUCCAUGAACCUUGGGCUGCCCCCUAGAACAAAAACAGGAGGCGCGCCAUCUAUUGCAGAAUCCGAGCGUAGUGCCAAGAGAGUGUCCAGCACUUCGGCUUUUCUGAGCGGUCUUUUUGGCAUCAAGGCUAGCAAAGGCAAGGAAUCAAAGUCGCAGGCUGGUCAGAGUCAGAUGACUCCUCUCAACCAGACAGGGAUAGGUGGUGGUUUGGCUCCCUUUAACGGGCCUCAGCCAGGCCAGCCAGUUCCCAUACAGCUUGGCCGUGGCAUGCCGGUUCCGGGUCAGCCGUUCUUGAUCCAGCAACAGCCGGGGCAGCCCCCUAUCGUAGUGCAGCCUGGGCCUCCAGGGGCGCCGCAGCCACAGCACACGCAGCGCAUGGUUCUCGUUCCAGGCCCCGACGGUCGAUUGGUAAUGAUGCCCAUACCUCCAGGGAUGGAAAUACAGAUGCGGCCACGGCCUGGCCUGCCUGGCCAGCAACCGUCCAUGACUCUGGUUCCUACACUACAACCACAGCAACAAGUACCAAAAGGAGCUCCAGGUGCCUCACCGCCUGCCCCUCAAGGCCCACUGGGACAGAAACCUACUCAAUGGCCGCUUGGUAGUGAUGGCUCGCCACAGCCUAAUCAGAGCCAGCAGAUGUCCGCCAACGCAACCCCGACCCAUUCUCCUCCCAUGGCCGGGGCUAACGGUUCGCAGUGGCUGGCUUCUGGUGCUCAGGGUCAAGCUGCACCUGGCUCGCUGGCGGGCAACGGUCAAUUACAACAGCAAUUCCAGCCUCCCCAGCAAGUUCCAAUUCGUGGCCAGUCUCCUGAUCAUCGCACGCUACCAUCCCAGAUGCCGCCUCCAGGCGGCUCAGUCGAUCAACCGACAGCGCUCAAUCAACCAUUUACGAACGCAGCCGCAUCUCAGCAUCCGGAACGUAAGACCGUGGGAUCACCACCGCAUGCCCAGAACCAAAACGACUUUGGAAGCACGGAGCGCGCAGGCCCCCCACCCAAGCCCAAGCACGACCGUCGUCAAUCGUCGGUCUCUUCAGCACAGCAAAGCCCCCAGCUGGUUCCACAUGACGCGUCGCACGUCAGGCGGGUCUCGACGCCAUCUGUGUCGCUCGGUCAGCAUGGCAGCCCUCCCUUCCAGCCGGCAGGUGUUUCUAUGCCCCCGGCAGCGACUGCUGCACCCGGGACACAGAGCGCACAGGCGCCAGCGAGGACAACGACAUCGCCGUUGCCUAGCCCGGGACUUGCCAACCAGACACAACAUCCUUCUACUUCUCCCCAGGCCAGUCCUGGUCUUGUGAGUCAAUUUGGUCAACUCAAUCUGGGCCAAGGUCCGCCUCAGGGAAUGCAGAUGCAAGGGCAAACACCUGGUCAAAUGGCUCCGGGUCAACAGCCACUUCAGGCGCAGCAGCCAGCCCAGCACCAACCCCUAGCGGGAAUGCAGGGCCAACAACAGAAGCCUCAAGCCUUGCCAGAAGAAUCACCCGCGAUACCAUGGCAAACCUACAACAACCAGGCACCGGCACAGGGAGGACGCAGGCCUUCGAACACGUCAGGCGCGCCGACGGAGCACCAGAGCAGCGCAUCCAGAUUCUUCAAUAAGCUCGCCGCACCUCUUGCCAACGUGGCCUCGGGUGGACCCCAGCAGCGACAGGAACAGAAGGCCGACCAGAAGGCAGAUAAAAAGAUGGAGAAGAAGGCGGAGAAGAAGAAGAGCGGCCUAGGGCUGUUCAAUAUAAAGUCCUCGAGGCAGGAGGAGCCGGUAGCUUCUCAGGCCCAAUCAGUGCCGCUUGGGCCGCCACCUGGUGGCCCUCAGUAUGGUGAUAAGGGCCCACCAACCAUGUACGGCCAGCCCAUCAACGGCCUGAACGGCGCAGCUCAACAGCAGCCGCAAGGCGCUCAACAGUCUCCUCCUGUUGGCGCUCCUGCCAUCCAAAACCAGACAAACCAGCAACCCGCAGUACAAGGCCAGCAGCAACUACAAGUUCAGGGCCAGAUGCCUAUGGGUCAACAACCGCUGCUGCAGCCAGGCGUCUCGACCACACAGGCCCAAGUUUCUGGCACCCCCAACACUGCUGGCUUUAAUCAAUCACCACCACUGCCAGGAGCUCCUUUCUACUCUCCUGGAGCUGUGCCUGAGCCGCUGUUCAAGUCCAAUCGUAAAGUGUCGCAGGUGCAACAAGAUACUUCUUCCAGUCAGCCCAAGCAGAGCUCCGCAACCCAGCCGCAAGGCAACGAGCCCACAUACGCACCCGUUGGAAUCCCCGCUGGAUACGCGACCGUUCGCAGUGAAGGAAGAAUGUUGCAGCACGGUGGUUCGCCGUACCUUGUCUCGCAUGGUUCAUUCCAGAAUCCGUAUGUUGGCCAUCCGGCCUUCCAGAGCCCUCAAAACACACCUCCUCAGCAACAACAGCAGCAGCAGUGGAGCAACUCAUCGACUCCGCCGCUCGGACAACAGCAACAGCAGCCUCAGCCUCAGCAGUAUCAACAACCUGGUAACUACCAGAUGGUUGCUCAGGGUAUGCAGGGCCAAGGUUUCAACACGACCCAGGUUCCUGGGUACAUGGGCAUGCAAAGUCAGGAACAGCAGUUUAUAAACCAACAACAACUGCAGCAGCUGGCACAACAGCAGAUGCAACAGCAAAUUCAACAGCAACAAGGGCAACAGCAGCAAGGGCAACAACAACACCAGCAGUACCCACCGCAAGUGACCUCCGGAUUCAAUCAGGUAAUUGGGCAGCCCCAGCAGCUGGCCAUGCAACAACCACAGCCGCAGCACUUUAAUGUUCAGCAAGGCGUUCCUGGCCAGCAGGGCCAGCAGCAGUACAUGGCACAGAACGUUGCGCCAUCAGUCUCGGGAGGAAAUGUCAUGAACAUGGGCGGUUUCGUGGGGUCAACACCCCCAACUCAGGGUGGACAAUUCAGCCCACCUCAACCUGGGUCUCAACAAGGUUCCCAGCAUGGCUCGCCUGCUCCAGGAACAGCGCCUUUCCACGCGCCCCAGCAGCAACAGCAGCAGCAUCAAUACCCGCAGCAGCAUAGCCACACGCCGAGUCCAUCACCCAGCCCGGCACCCAACAUGAUAUACCCAAGCGUUGUGCAGGCUGUUGGUCAGCCCGGAUCUGGGCGGCCGACUCCUUCUCAAUCACCUGACCCGGCUCAACAUCAGACUACUUCACCACCUUUGCCUCACAUCAUGCAUCCUGGUUCUCCUCACAGCUACCCGCUACCCGAGUCUGCUCGUGCCACGACCUUCUCGCCUGUCAAUCCCGCGGCCGGAGCUAUGCCAAACCCACCUCUGCCCCAGCGAAGCCAGAUGGGAAUGAUACCAGAAGGGACUGCCCAGCAACAGCCACAGCUAAAUCAACACCAGUCAAUGCAGCACCUCAAUGACGCAGAUCUCCAGCGUCAAAACAGCAUGAUUAGCCAGGUAUCGUCGGUCCACCCCGCUGGUGGUUUUGCGUCCACAAACGAAGUAUCACGCAUGACGAGUGGCGCAGGUAGCAGUGGAGGCAGCGGCGGUGGUCAGACCGCGGGACCGGUGGUUUCUUCGGCCGAGACAUCGCCCGUUCCAGAGCAGCACUCUAAAAUGGCCAGCAUCAACUCACAGCAGUCCAACCAGCGCUACGCGCAGGGCCAGUUUGAAAACAUUUAUGACACCUCGCCGCGUCUGCAGCCCAACACCCAUUCUUCUCCACCCAUGGUAACGGCUUCCCCACCACCACCUAUGCCGGUGGCCUCUCAGGCUACCUCGCCGCCGCCGCCGCCGCACGUCGUGUAUUCACCACCAGUGUCACAAACCGUGUCCCCACCGAUUCCUCAACCUGUUGGCCCACCGGUGCGUUCCACCGAUCAGCAGGCACAACAGCAGGAUCAGCCCCGGAUGCAAAACGCCUCGCCAUCUUCGCGGAGGAAUAGUGCCACUGUUGUUGCGGCUGCUGCGGCUGGCUCUAGCGUCGCGAUGAUGGACUCACAGUCCUCGGAGCCGCCGUCGCCGACAGACGAGGAGAUUAGAAAAGUCGGAGGGACGACGACUGGUCACCUGACCGUUAAUGGUGGCUCUGACGACAACGGGGCUGAUGGGAGCAACGGGGAGCUGGGACGUAAGCCGACAAUCCGGGCGACGUCGGCGGAGCAGUACGAAGAGGCCAAGCGAAAGAUGCUUCUCCGAGACUUGGAGGAGAAGAUCCCCGUCUUCAUCCAGGAGGAUCCUCCGCCAAUCAAGAAGGAGGAAGAGGCAGCGGUUCCCAAGAUGAGCGCCACUAGCUAUCCAGGUCAGGAAUGGAAUCCAUAUGGUGAUGGGUUUGAGACAUGGGAGGAUUAA
Molecule: messenger RNA, 7554 nt
Organism: Pyricularia grisea
Lineage: Eukaryota; Fungi; Ascomycota; Sordariomycetes; Magnaporthales; Pyriculariaceae
Exons: 1
Coding region: 1-7554 (2517 amino acids)
Source: RefSeq, a predicted model, not a curated record